Messenger RNA from Melopsittacus undulatus (budgerigar), 2667 nucleotides. RefSeq names its product nuclear factor I B (gene NFIB). Gene Ontology annotation, cellular component: nucleus. The transcript is spliced from 9 exons. The coding region runs from base 191 to 943 and encodes 250 amino acids. Gene Ontology annotation, molecular function: RNA polymerase II cis-regulatory region sequence-specific DNA binding; DNA-binding transcription factor activity, RNA polymerase II-specific. The record is from RefSeq and is a predicted model, not a curated record. Gene Ontology annotation, biological process: regulation of transcription by RNA polymerase II. Lineage: Eukaryota; Metazoa; Chordata; Aves; Psittaciformes; Psittaculidae.
UGGACAACCAGGAAGUCCAAGCCACAAUGAUCCUGCCAAGAAUCCACCAGUGUACCUUGAGGACAGUUUUGUAAAAUCUGGAGUCUUCAACGUGUCAGAACUUGUGAGGGUGUCCAGAACACCCAUAACCCAAGGAACUGGAGUGAAUUUCCCAAUUGGAGAGCUUCCAAGCCAGCCAUAUUACCAUGAUAUGAAUUCGGGUGUAAAUCUGCAGAGGUCUUUGUCCUCUCCACCAAGCAGCAAAAGACCCAAAACUAUCUCCAUAGAUGAAAAUAUGGAGCCAAGCCCGACAGGAGACUUUUAUCCUUCUCCAAAUUCACCAGCUGCGGGGAGUCGGACAUGGCAUGAAAGAGAUCAAGAUAUGUCUUCUCCUACAAUGAAGAAACCUGAAAAGCCUUUGUUUAGUCCUACUUCUCCCCAGGAUUCUUCACCGAGACUGAGCACUUUUCCCCAGCAUCACCAUCCAGGAAUUCCAGGAGUUGCACACAGUGUCAUCUCAACUAGGACUCCACCUCCACCUUCACCAUUGCCAUUUCCAGCACAAGCUAUUCUCCCUCCUGCCCCAUCUAGCUACUUCUCUCAUCCAACGAUCAGAUAUCCUCCCCACCUGAAUCCUCAGGAUACUCUGAAGAAUUAUGUACCUUCGUACGACCCGUCCAGCCCGCAGACUAGCCAGCCUAACAGCAGUGGUCAAGUAGUAGGGAAAGUGCCUGGCCAUUUUACUCCAGUUUUGGCACCCUCUCCCCAUCACAGUGCGGUGCGACCUGUGACCCUGACCAUGACAGAUACUAAACCCAUCACUACAUCCACUGAAGGUGAGGCAUCUUCACCUACAGCAACCACCUACACAGCCUCAGGCACAUCCCAAGCCAAUCGAUAUGUGGGACUAGGCCCAAGAGACCCAUCCUUCCUACACCAGCAACAGUCCUGGUACCUGGGCUAGCUUGGUUCCUUUUCAAGUUUCUAAUAGGACACCGAUCCUGCCAACAAACGUCCCAAAUUACGGUUUGAACAUAAUUGGAGAGCCUUUCCUUCAAGCAGAAACAAGCAACUGAGGGAAAAAAAAAAAAGGCAAAUUUCAAAAAGAAAGGAAGACAGGAGGAGAAAAGAAACUGAAGAAAGAAGAAAAAAUAGACCAGCAAUUGCAGCUCUUACAAUCACUAAUUUCUUUAUGGUUGAAACUGAAAUGACAUACAAAGGGUCGAUGAUAUUUCACUGAUGAGUAGAAUGCAGCCCCUGCUAAGUAGCCUUUGUUAUAUGAAGUCUGCUGGGAAAUAGAUGUUCUGUCUCUGACAAUAUAUUUUAACUGACUUUCUAGAUGCCUUAAUAUUUGCAUGAUAAGCUAGUUUUAUUGGUUUAGUAUUCUUGUUGUUUACGCAUGGGAUCACUAUUCCUGGUUAUCUCACAAAACAAAGGCUAGGCAGCAGCAACAGAGCUGCAGGAGGACAAGGGCCGUAGCCAGCCAUUUUCUCAACACUCUGAUUUCUAGAUGUUUUAAAAAUAAGCUCUGUAGCCUUUAGUUAUUAGUAUGGAUUUAUUAAACUUUGGCCCUUAAUUCAGCCUUUUCCUAGUGUGUUAUGCAGUUUGACAUUUUCAAUCAAGUAUGAACACACAGGCUCUAUGGAAGAAAUGCCUCUAUGUAGGUAUAAGUGUUAUCUCCUCAUGCAACAGUAAAAAAGAAAAAGAAAAAAAUGAGCGUUUUCCCCACUAAAGAAACACAGAGGCAAGUGCAAUUUAAAAAUCAUAUCUAAUGGGUCAUCAUUAUAAGUCCUUCAGCCCUUGGACUCUAAAUUGAGGGGAUUAAAAAUAGAAAUGAAAAUUAGAUUGAACAAACUUAUUUUUCCCCUCAGUUUUUGAGGGCAUUAAAAGGCAUUAAAUCAAGACAAAUCAUGUCCUUGAGAAAAAGAGAUCAAUGGAAACACAGCACUUAUGUUGGUUUAGCUGCUGCCUCCACACAGGGGUAGGAUUUAUUUAUUUAAAGUUACUGGUUGCAUCAAGAACCCAUAGGGUUUACAUGUUUCUGUAAAAUCUGCAUCAUAGAGACAAAGAGAUAGGCAAAUCCAUGUCACAAGGGCAAAGCUUACCGUUUACAAACUGGUAAUACCAGGAUGGGGAUAUGUUAUAUUUAAAUAAUGCACUCGUAAGUUUAGUUGCAGGGUGCUGAAAACUUGCAUGGUGCUUUCAGAAGUUAGCCUUGUUCAACAAUUAUCACAUAUUGACAGAAAUAUAACGUGCAUGGGCAGACAUUUUGCCUCUAUGUCUCUUUAAAAAAAUAAUUAAAAUACUCUUUCCAGUAAUCCUGAUUUGCACGAAGUUAUAAUGUCCACAUUACGUGCCUUGCCUUGAAAUCUAAAAAAAUGGAAAAAAAAACAAAAAAGAAAAAAAAACACACAAAAAAAUUUGACAUCACUACACUUGUUUUGCUGCAUUUAUUAUGAUUUUAAAUCUUUACCAUUUUUAUGACAAAAUAUUUUGUACUCCAGAUGGGAAAAAAGCGUGACAUCAUGGAUUUUUUAGACAGUUAUACCUUUAUCUCACAUUUAUAAAGCAUAUCAUGGCUGUGUAUAGUUGCCGCUUAAAAUUGUAAUCAACCAGCAAUAUUUUCAGUAUUUUGGUGUUUUUUCUAUUAACCUUUCAUGUUUUUCAUCUUCCAAUUAAUAUUGGGGG